Ostrinia furnacalis (Asian corn borer) is the source of this 6292-nucleotide messenger RNA. RefSeq names its product forkhead box, sub-group O (gene foxo). Bases 796 to 2337 code for a protein of 513 amino acids. The transcript has 10 exons. Gene Ontology annotation, biological process: regulation of transcription by RNA polymerase II. Gene Ontology annotation, cellular component: nucleus. The record is from RefSeq and is a predicted model, not a curated record. NCBI's taxonomy places the organism in Eukaryota, Metazoa, Arthropoda, Insecta, Lepidoptera, Crambidae. Gene Ontology annotation, molecular function: DNA-binding transcription factor activity, RNA polymerase II-specific; RNA polymerase II cis-regulatory region sequence-specific DNA binding.
CGCGGCGCCGCGGCGAGCGGAAUUCGCACCAAACGCCGCUCCUCGCGACGUAGUUCAGUGUACGUGCGACCGCUCGCGGCCCAAGACGAUACGCCGCAACACGCGCGCCACUCAGUUAUUACGCAGUUGCCACAACCACUACCGCGUGGACACUUUCAAACAACCUCACAGUGCAACAAACAACUUCAGAGGACUACACGACCACGCGAAAGUAGUGUGCAACCUCUAAACGCGACCAGUGAUAACUCUUAUCAGUGUGGAAAAGUUGUAAAGUGCCAGUCGAACUAGGAAGGACGCCGAAUUUGCGCAGUGACAACAGUUCGGGACUCACGACCCUUGUGACUGUCGCAUCCAAACAGUUUUUCGUGUUUUUUGACAAUUCUAGCCACGUUACAAGGUUAUCGCGCCUCUAGUCCGCAAGUGAUGAAUUGGAAAAUCGGCGCGUAGUCGCUCACGUGGUCGCGCCCCGCCCCCGCUCGCCCGCGCUUAUAUUUAGCGAAAAUCGCCUCUCUGGAGCGGCCCGACGGCCGAAGCUCUGCGCACAUACAUAGCUGUUUAUGAACAGUGAGACGCCACAUGUUAUUGGCUUCGAAUAACAGAGCCGAUAAGGACAAGACAGAUAACCUCUGCGGACCGCGGCGAAGUCCGGCGACGUUCUGGAAAUAGAAAGAAAUCUUGAAAAAUCAGAAAGGAGAGCGCGCUGAGAUGCUAAUGGCCGGUGCCGGCACGCGCCGAUGAGCGCUUGGUCCGACACACCUUCCAAAAAAUUCCACUGAUCGAAAUCGCGGCGGUGUAAUGUCUAUACAGGGGAGCGGUGGGUUCCAGAGCCCGUGGUCGUCGCAGACAGGACUGGCGGAGCUGGACGGCACCAUGGGCGAGCUGGAGCCGCUGGGCGAGCUGACGGAGGUGGGCUUCGAGCCGCAGACGCGCGCGCGGUCCAACACGUGGCCGCUGCCCCGGCCCGACAACUACGUGGAGCCCUGCGACGACGCCGGCUCCAAGAAGAACUCCAACCAGAACCUGGCGGGAGCCCCACCCCUACCGUCAUCGGUAGGCGCCAAAAAGAACUCCUCGCGCCGGAAUGCCUGGGGGAACCUCUCGUACGCCGAUCUCAUCACUCAAGCCAUAACCUCAGCUCCUGAGAACCGCCUCACUCUGUCUCAGAUAUACGAGUGGAUGGUCCAGAAUGUGCCAUAUUUUAAGGAUAAGGGGGACAGCAACUCGUCAGCAGGAUGGAAGAACUCGAUCCGGCAUAACCUGUCGCUGCACAAUCGCUUCAUGCGGGUCCAGAACGAGGGCACGGGGAAGUCGUCGUGGUGGAUGAUCAACCCUGACGCCAAGCCCGGGAAGUCGGUUAGAAGGCGGGCCGCGUCCAUGGAGACGUCGAAGUUUGAGAAGAGAAGAGGGAGGGUUAAGAAGAAGGCUGAGGCGUUGAGGAAUGGUGUAACAGCUGACGCGACUCCAAGUCCCAGCAGUUCAGUUUCAGAAAGCCUAGAUAUGUUCCCAGAAUCACCUUUGCACAGCAACAGUUUCCAGUUGUCGCCGGACUUCCGCCAGAGGGCGCCGUCCAACGCGUCCUCCUGCGGGCGCCUGUCACCGAUCCCCUCGAUGAUCGCGACGGAGCCUGACUGGGCCUCAGAGUACACGACAGCGGGUGACUUCACGCCGAGUAGCGAUUUCUCCCAAGUCGACUACGUGCAAGAGGAGCAACUGGCUGGCUCGCUAGCUGACUCCAUGAAGCUGCAAGGGGCUGAUCCAUUCCUAAACACGUACGUCCCAACGACGUCAUCUUCAUCCUCCGGCGGCAACUACCGGUACGCUUACGGAGCGUGUCCGAGGCAUCCUCUGUACGCUCAUCCGGCUCAUCCGGCUCACCCGGCGCAUCCUACACAUCCUCACCAACAUGCCCUUGACCACUUCGUCAGGCCACCGCCGCCUGCUGACCCUGCUGAUAUUAUGCAGACAGAGAACAGCCAGACGCAAAUGGUGACGACUUCAGACGCGGCGCUGCUGAACGGCGGUCUGAUGGUGCAGACAGGAGCUAUGGGCCCCACGACGGUGAUGGGGCAGAUCAUGGGAGCCCUAAACACGGGCCUGGCGGAGGACCUUAACAUUGAGACGCUGGAGCACGGCUUCGACUGCAAUGUUGAUGAGGUCAUAAAGCAUGAGCUCAGCAUGGACGGGACCCUGGACUUCAACUUCCCCCAGCAGCAUUCUGCGAUGGCCGCGGAGGCCGAGAGCCAGUUCGCUGCGCCCGCGCCCCCUGUCCCCACCACGCUCUCGGGAGGGGGCGCCCCCCGAACCCCCUACUCUGUCGCCCCCUCCUGGGUCCACUGAAGCAACCCCCCAACAAUCGGACUAGUUACCUACUACAGGUUCUUCUGUACCACGUCCCAAACGACGUUCUUUCCUAUUGUAAAUAUGACGCGAACGGACAUUACUGUUUGAGUUCUUUUUUUGUUACUGUGGCAUCGUAGUCGAGAUUUUUGUUCAUUUUAUCAUGUUAACUAAUGUUAGAUUUUUAUUUAGCGUUAACUUAAGUGGACCGUUACCGAUCGUUGUUGAAGUGUCAAUUGUGUUAGUGUAGGGCUUUAGUGCUAAGCUAGGUGGAAGCUUGUGAUAUAGAUAGGGUAUUGUAAUCUGAAUAAUUUGGACCUGGGGGGCGCGGGGACAUUCCUGUGUGGCACACUGCGGUUGAAAUAUAAGGUCAAUCGAUCUCGCGUAGUUUGGAUUACGCGAAGUUGAAAAUUUUACCAGAAUUCGCAGAUGAAUUAAUAAAUUCAACUGCAAAACACAUCGAGACAGCGUUCUAAAACAACGAACAUCACAAUUAAAAACCAAAAUCAAGAAGACCAGUUUAAUGUGGAGACUGAUACUUGUGUUAAAUUUGAUAUUGGAAAAAAUUGACGAUCAAAAAGUGUGAUUGAAUAUGAAGUGAUAUUUUGGACGUUGAAAAUAGAUGUAAGUAACCUAAAAUGUAAAAUGUUAUUUAGAGAAGUCGAGGAAUUCAGAAAAUGACCAUCGUCUCGCAGUCCCCUGAAACUUAUUGAAUUGAAUUCACUCCUAAUUUUAUGCUAUUUUCUCUGUGUAUCUUAAGAAUUUUGUGCGAGUUAGUUUUCGAAAACUAAAAAUAAUAAAACUACCGUACCAUUUUCUUUAGAUACACAGAUAAUAUUAUGGUGCAUGAUCGACUGAUUGUCGACGAUUUCAUUCAGAAUAGUGAAUGACACAUUUAUUCAAUUAGAACUAAAUUAUUAUUUUCCUAAACAACUUAUGGAAAUCUUAAUUACGCACACUUUUGGACCCUGAAAUAUAUAAGUGUUUUUAUGCUAAUAUUUCUAGAAUGCUUGUGAACUACUAGUUCAUGGAACCAUUGCCAUCUUUCGUAGUAUAAUUUCAUAGAUUUGCCAUACCUCUGUGUACCCUAACUACAAUUCUGACUUUUGCAUUAGGUAUUUUAUUGCGUGGGCCAAUUAAAUUUUAAUAUCUGGAUACAAAUUUACAAAAUUUUAUGGAUAAAAAAUAUUUUUCAUGCAAUAUGCAUUUGAAUGACUAUUUUUCUCACAAUAAGUACGCCAAGUGGGUGAAUAAGUCGAUUUUAAUAGUACGCCAUAGAAUAUUAUGUAGAUUUAGUUAUUACACGUUAACACAGACACAAGCCAUUUUGUAACCAAAAACAAUCUUUGCUCAGUACCAAAUUCAUUUGGAAUGAAGUAAAAUAAACUGAAUACGUUUGUUUUGACAUUCAGAAUAGUGCCUACAUUUAAAAUAUUACUAAGUACACCAGUUGUUUCUUCCAAUAGUUUGGUCUUAAGAAACUACGCACAAGUAAAAUCCCGUAUAGUCAGUUCUCUAGUCCCAGAUAUUAAUUUUUUGAAUAAGCUACUACAUACUUAUGUCAACUAAGUGCAGAAUUACUCAUAGAUAAGCAGUGUUGAAAGCUAGCCCUUAAUAAUAUACUUAACAAAAAUAAAUUCAUUCUAUGAAUUACCUCAAUGGACUGUUUGUGAUAGAUUUAGCCAAUAAGUGUUCAAUUUAGUGCGUGUAUCGUAUAAGUCAAUUCUUGUACAUUUGGCGUCCAUUUAUAUAUUUUAAAAACACCAUAAUAUGAUUGCGCUCGGCUUUCUUGUCCCUUGCAAUUUUCAAUUAUUCACUGCUUUAUACUACACAUCGUAUAUAUGCAGCUGAUAAUGGUGCUAUAAAUACUAUUUUGUAAACAGCAUAUUAAACAAAAAAUAUUUUGAUGACAAUGUAAAGAAAAAGGAAUUGACAUACUUAAUUACAAAAUUCAUAAUUAUGCGUUCCAUCUAAAUGCUUCACUUUUCUAUUAAUAUUAGAUCUCUUGCAAAUGUUUGUUAUUUAUUUCUAUGCAAAGUUCUCUUACGUACAAAAUUAAGUAAUAAGUAAAAUUUUUGUUAUGCGUCAUUGAGUGUGAGAUUUUUGUAAUUUUACAAAUUUAUAUGACGUUUUACUAUUAGAUUUGUUCAUCAAAAAAUUUAACUCAAAUUUGUACAUUUAAAGCUACAGCUAUGUAGUUAUACGUACAAUUAAUUUCACACGAUGAAUGAAUUUUAUUGCGUUUUUCGCUGAAUGAUUCGUAUAGUCUCCCUUUUUAAUUAGAAAUGAGUCUUAUUUGGAAAAUGUCUUAGGAUGUUUCUGUACCUAAUUAUAAAAUAUACAUUUAGAUACUUGCGAUAUGGCACAGGACGCGAGGUGUAACCACACAUUUUAUUAUAUAAAUAUGUAGAUAGCUAAUAAAUAGUUUUAUUUUAUCGUGAGUUGGCUUAAAGUCAUGAUUGUGUUGAAUGUACUAGAACGGCCCAUUACCUAGGUGACGGGAAUUAUUAUAAAACAAUUUGCCAAAUAUACAUACGUAAAAAUCCAAUAACUAUUCGACUAUAUGUAUAAAAACGAAAAGUAAAUCGAUAGUUGUAUUAUAUGAGUGUUGUAGCAUGUUUGAGCUCUUCGGAGGUAUCUCAUGAAUAGAUAAGGAUGUUAGUUAAUAUAAUAUCUCCUGGUUGUUGAAUUGUAUUGAAUUUAAGUGAAGCGACGAUAGUUUAUGUCAGUCCAUGUGGUCAAUUAGUGUGGACCGAAUUAAGUACGAGCCCUUAUGCUAGUUGGGAGAGUGUGCUAAGUUUAUAUUGUAAUGUGCUUUUAGUCCUGGUUUUGCCUACGUGGCUUUAGUCAAUUAGAAGAGUAGAAGUUGGUCGUAGCUUACUAAAAAGCCAUCAUAUGGCGACUCCAACGUCACAUUCUUUUAAUCAGCUUUUCAACUACAUUCAAUAUCCAACAAUGAAUUUAUUUCCCUCGAUGUCACUCUGCCUUCUAAAUACUACGAAGUAAAGUUGGCUAUUUAUAAGGUGAAAAACUGGAAAAUUUUAGUGAAAAGUUACUCCAAAACACCUAUUAUUCAAAACUUUCUGCUGUGCUUUUAAAACCCAGUAUAUUGGAUAGCCGAUUUACUUUUUACAAAAUUAUAGAAGGCUUCGAGAUAAAGAGAUUUUAAUCGAUUCAUAUUUUAUAUUAUAUUCAUAUACCAAAGUAGAGGUCAGUUAGGGUUUUAUUACAAGUAAAACCCCUCCUAGAUAAUUAAGUCAAGUGCAGAAACUACGACUAGAGGCACAAUUGAUGAUUGAGGAACUUUCGUUUGGAAAUCGUGCAGGUAGACUUCGAUUAUUUUUUAAGUGACAGUGAUGUUCUGAUACUUAUUGCUAUCAAAUUAUGGAAUUAAUUAAACCAAUAAUGAAUACUUAAAUAUUGAAGACUUAAAAUUAUUCAAAUAAGUAACAUUAUUAUCACUGUCUAACUAAAAAUAAAAUAACUUUUAAUCGCAACUUGGCACACCUAAACUACCGUGCCCCCAAAAUGACCAAGUCAGAUAAUUUUACCUGGAUGAUUUCUAACUAACUUUGUGCCCCAAUAAAAUAUUGUUCGAGUGGGAUAAUGUCAAAUGUGGUAAAAACUAUGAUUGAGUAAUAUUAUGAAUUUUCAGCCCAGAGGUCCGUGCUCAUGGGAUGUCUCUAGAUUUUAAUAGAUAAUAUAUUUUAAUAUUAGUCCAUAGUUAUUAAUUUGGUAACUAUGUAUUUAUAAGAAGGGUGAGUGCCCCAUAGAAGAAUAUCUUUUUGUAAAUUAUUUUGUACAAUGUUAUUUUUUUCUAUGUUUGCAUUAUAUUAUGUUUACUGCGUAACACUUUACAUUAAUUUGUUGAUUUUUUCAGUUGCUUAUUAUCUUUAUGACGAAAUAUGUGAAAACCUAGUUAAUUAGGAGAAAUUAUGUGUUUCAAUGUAAAUAU